Molecule: messenger RNA, 1135 nt
Organism: Closterium sp. NIES-67
Lineage: Eukaryota; Viridiplantae; Streptophyta; Zygnematophyceae; Desmidiales; Closteriaceae
Source: the annotation of a GenBank genome assembly
GCACGCUCACUCGCUACUACCACAUCCCUCCGCACCCUCCAUUCCUCUUCAACCCUCGCUGUACCCCCCUCCGCCCCUCGUUAUAGUGACAUCGCCAUGGCUUGCUGCAGCCUUCAGCUCGCGGCGCCCUCCGCCGCGUGGAAAGGCCAAGCGCAGUCGCUCACGGCUGCCGGCGACAAAUCGUCGUUCUUUGGGCGACUUCCCGCCGUCGCACGAUCGCCACUAGUCGCAGACGCCACCCUCGCCGCGUCGCGUGCAGCCGCCUCUCCGCGCGCCUCCAGUGGGCUGAUCGGCGUGAGCGGCGACGUGGUGUCGCCGCGCGCGGCGCGGCAGAAGAUCCCGCCGAUGCAGCCGGUGGUGCUCACGCCGUCGGGCCCGGCGGACCUGAUGUCGGCGUUCCUGCGCAACCGCAUCAUCUUCGUUGGCGCGCCCAUCAACCAGCAGAUGGCGCAGCGCGUCAUCCAGCAGCUCCUCGCGCUCGCCGCCGUCGACGACCGCCAAGACAUCAAGAUGUACAUCAACUGCCCCGGGGGCAGCACGUACUCCGUCCUCGCCAUCUACGACUGCAUGGCAUGGAUCAAGCCGGACGUGCAGACGGUGGCGUUCGGCAUGACGGCGUCGCAGGGCGCGCUGCUGCUGGCGGCGGGCGCCAAGGGCAAGCGACUCGCCAUGCCCAACUCGCGCAUCAUGAUCCACCAGCCGCAGGGCGGGUGCGGGGGUACAUCAGAGGAUGUGCGGCGGCAAGUCAACGAGGUCAUGGCUUCUCGUGAUAAGCUGGACAAGAUGUUUUCUGCAUUCACAGGGCAGCCGUUGGAGCUCAUUCAGAAGUACACGGAGAGGGACCGCUUCUUCUCCGCUGCGGAGGCCAUGGAGUUUGGGCUCAUUGACGGGCUCUUGGAGACGGAGUACUAGAUACACCAUUCAUUCCCUCACUGCUCCCAUGCUCCCUAUUCUCCACUACCUGCUAGCUGCACAUGCAUGUGCCUGACUCAGCACUCCAAAUUCUGUAGCAUUCCAAGUGUAUUUCAUGUAGUAGCUCAAAAAACAUUCCCAGGGAAACCUUAGCAGACGAUUCAGCCUUCAGAAGCAGGCAGAAAGCAGCCUGGGCUUUCAGUUAGCUCAUUCAUCUUUGCCU